This is a messenger RNA of Plasmodium cynomolgi strain B, 489 nucleotides long. Its product is annotated as CYIR protein. NCBI's taxonomy places the organism in Eukaryota, Apicomplexa, Aconoidasida, Haemosporida, Plasmodiidae. The coding region runs from base 1 to 489 and encodes 162 amino acids. The transcript has 2 exons. The record is from RefSeq and is a predicted model, not a curated record.
AUGGCUCAAGUAAAGGAAUCUAAACAAAUAUAUAAUCACCAUUCUAGCACAUAUGUAGAAGAAAAGAAAUUAUCCCAACCUGUAUCGGCAUCAGAUAAUCUCUCAAGCAGUGAAUUAGGUACUCAAGCAAGUCUUCUUCCCUCACGAUGUUCUUCCUUUUUGGAAUAUAAUUCAGAUAAAUACUACUCAAAUAAUAAUACCACUGGUGGGCAAAAUGUUGCGAGUGAAAUAGUUAAAGGUAAAAUAGCAGGUGAUAGAGGUGAUGUAACUGAAAUUUCUGUUAGGUCAUCUGUUGAUGCAGUUUAUGCUGUUGCCCAUACUGCUCCUAGCACUGCUGGAGAUAGAUCUACAUUUUCUGCAGAAAACUUUAGUAAAUUUUAUUAUAAAAUUCCCUUGACAAUAAAGUGCCUAAUGUUGUUAGUGGACACUUUGACAGUGUUAGUUAUGCAUAAUACUAUUUUUAAUCGUAAAAUGACGCAUGAAUUAUAA